This is a messenger RNA of Capsella rubella, 860 nucleotides long. RefSeq lists its product as uncharacterized. Bases 62 to 751 code for a protein of 229 amino acids. Lineage: Eukaryota; Viridiplantae; Streptophyta; Magnoliopsida; Brassicales; Brassicaceae. The transcript has a single exon. The record is from RefSeq and is a predicted model, not a curated record.
AAAGCAAACCUAAAAUCAAAAACAGUAACGAGAGCUCAGAGCUGAGGAGGUCACAGUGAAAAUGGCGGAAUCUUCCACACUCGAUCCUGAAUCUCCUUAUUAUAUCGAUCCAGAUGACCAAUACAACGAGAAUCUCCCGAUGGCUAUACUAAGCAAAGCCGAAGACAACUAUUUCAUCUGGAAGAAUGGUUUUCUCCUUUUCCUUCAAAGCAAGAACAAAACCGGGUUCGUCGACGGCACCGUCGAGCAACCUGAACCUUCCUCGCCGCUCUAUCAUCCAUGGGGAACAUGUAACGCGAGGGUUAAGUGUUGGAUGAUGAGUUCAGUGGGCGAAGAAUUUCGAAGGUAUGUAUCGUCCGCGAAGACUGCGCAUAAAGCUUGGGAGGAUCUCCGGGUCCUGUUCGUGCCGAGUGUUGAUUUCAAGAUCUACGAGCUUCGUCGGAGACUCGCGAAUUUGAGGCAAGAUGGUGACUCUGUGAGUGGAUAUUUCGCGAAAUUUAUGAGAGCUAGCGUGGAGUUGUUGGAGUAUGAUCCUGUGGCUGAGUGUGCGUGCGGAGGUUGUGAUUGCGAGAUUGAGAAACAAGCUAAAGAGGCGAGAGAGAAGGAGCAGCGUUAUGCGUUUCUGAUGGGGUUGAACAAAGAACUAAGCUAUGUGAGAACGCAAAUUAUGCUUAUGAAUCCUCUUCCGUCUCUUCAUCAAGCUUUUGUUCUGGUAGACCAAGCAGCAUCGGUGAUCAAAUCAACAAGGUGAUGAAGAAUUAAGUUCGAGUGUUUUAUUUUUUCAUUUUUAUUUUCUUGAGUUGUUGUUUUGUAUCUACUCUACAUAUGGAAUAAGAUUCAUCAACUCUAAUUUUUCUUUA